AAUCGGUAAAAUUGACUAAUCCUUCCCGUAGUCCCUGCCCUGUCCGUGAGAGGGAAUCUCAUUGGGCGAAUACAGUAUUUCUCCUGAUAGUCUUUCGGGUAUUGAUCUUCAGGAUUUUACUAGGAACCUUAGAAAAAGGCACGUUCUUUGAUACCCCACUCCAUCGAAAAGGGGAUUGUCCUACGUAUCCAGUUGUAGAAUGAUUAUGGUUAUGAUACUCUCCUUGCCGGAUCCUGAUCGUUGAUUUGCUACAUUUACGUUCUAACAUACAUGGACGUGCAUACGCCGCAGAGCAGGGGUUAAGCUAACAGAGCGGAAAUCGCUGACAUCCCCGCCCAACUCCUCGCCGCCUGUCAGAUGCUAUUUAACAAGACAUCACAACUCGCAACAGAAUACGGUCAAAGACUCUGGUUCUUUCUAAAAUAUUAGUACUGUUGCGCAGCUGAUAUUAAGCUUGGAGAUGGCUGUUACAUCCGACCCGACUACCGCAGCGGUUGACGCCCGUGAUCUUUUGACCUCAGCGUUUCCGGGGCGUGUAGCUGUCCCAGAUGAUGCACAAUACCAAUCCGAAAAGGAUCAACCAUGGUGUCAAACCUGCUGGCUUCCCGCUGCUUGCUUUGUGCGGCCCUCGAGUAUGAAUGAUGUCGCCGAGAUACUCAAGAUUGUUAGGCAGACUGGGACUAAAUUUGCCGUCCGCUGUGGUGGGCACAAUACAAACCCCGGUGGCAAUAGUAUUGAUGGCAACGGUAUCCUGGUAAACUUACUCAAUCUCAAAUCGCUCGAGUUAGCGGAUGACGCAGUCUUGCGUGUAGGUGCGGGAUGCAUAUGGGGGGACGUGUACGACUUCUUGGAUAAAAAAGGCCUAUCAGCAAUUGGUGGGCGCCAACGUGAUGUAGGCGUGUCGGGGUAUCUUCUUGGAGGUGGGAUGCCGGCAUUUCCUAACCACCAUGGUUUAGCUGCGGAUAGCGUCAAGAAUUUUGAGGUGGUCCUAGCCGAUUCAACCAUUGUCAACGCAAAUGCCAAUGAAAACCCCGACCUUUUCCGUGCGUUGAAGGGCGGUGGCUCGAACUUUGGAAUCGUCACAAGGUUUGAUAUUCAGACAUACCCUCUCAUUGAGGUCAAGUACACAGUCUUUAUGUAUGACCCAUCUGGCUAUGAUGAGGUCCUUCGCGCUACUGCCGAAGCCCAAACGGCCAUGGAAGUGGACUCCAAGAUUGGCAUGUUCACGGCUGUCAACCCCGCCUUCAUCGCCGUCGGAGCUUUCUAUUUAGAUACAGAAGCGGCUCAACCAAAAUUUAUUGAGACAUUCUUCAACCUAAAAAGUCUCCAAGCAACCGCAGUGCCAACCACAAAAGGUACCUUAAAAACACUAAUCGAGGCCAUUGGGAUCCUAGGCCCCGCAGCCAGACGGCUCGCUUAUACCACUACUACGAAAGUGUCAUAUGACCUUUAUAUCGAUAUACAUAACCUUUGGCUCGAAGGGAAAACCAAGUACCCGGGGGUUAACCUAUGGUACUCCAUCCAACCCGCAUCACCAGCUACAGCGCAGAUCGGAGAAGACAGAGGCGGGAACUCUCUAGGACUUGAGAAGGUAUCUCAGAGUUGGUGGGCCAUAGUUGCCGAAUGGCCGGAUGAAACUGGGGAUGCUGCUGCUGCGCAGGCACUCAAGGAGUUUACGGAAGAUGUUAUAAACCUUGCCAAGAAAAAGGGCAAACAUCUGGAUUUCAUUUUUAUGAAUGAUGCCCACACUUCGCAGAAUGUUCUGGGUGGCUACGGUGCGGAGAACUUGAAGAGACUACGGGACGCUGCGGCGAAAUACGAUCCAGAGGGGGUCUUUCAGAAGCUACAAAACGACGGGUUUCUUUUAAGGAAGGUCUAGAGUAGGUUUCUGACUAGUUCUUGGUAUAUCUCAUUGCCUGAGCUAUUAUCCUCGGUAAGUUCGGGUGAAAGGGUUCCCUUAGACACAUUCAAUGAUGAGUGAGAUUUUUCCUAUAGCUCCCCUCGUAACAUACCUAGGUAGUUUACGAUGUGGCAUCUAUUAUAUUAUGCUAGUCUUGAAUAAUCCCAGUAGCCUCGUUGUCGUACUCUAGUUAUUUAGGUAGGUAGAUAAUAGGGGAAAACACAACACA
Molecule: messenger RNA, 2129 nt
Organism: Hypoxylon trugodes
Lineage: Eukaryota; Fungi; Ascomycota; Sordariomycetes; Xylariales; Hypoxylaceae
Product: 6-hydroxy-D-nicotine oxidase
Exons: 7
Coding region: 461-1879 (472 amino acids)
Molecular function (GO): FAD binding
Source: RefSeq, a predicted model, not a curated record